UGCGCUGUUAUCAAUUUGGGGAAGGACUGGAUUUCCCAGAGAGCUUGUGUCAGACCUGGGGACUCAGUUCACCUCGCGGCUAAUGAAGAAGUUAUUAGAGUUGUGCGGAAUUAAACACCUAACGUCCACACCUUAUCAUCCGCAAACGAAUGGCCUAGUAGAAAACCUGAACAAAACACUAGUGAAAAUGAUCAAGGCCUAUAGCCAGCAGAGACCCCACGACUGGGACACCAAGUUGCAGCAGCUGUUAUUCGCAUAUCGAUCAGUCCCACAGGACAGCACUGGUUACUCGCCUUUUGAAUUGUUAUUCGGAAGGAAGGCUCGUGGACCCCUUGAUUUGAUCAGAGAGCACUGGGAAGCAAGUCCUACGCCAGAUCCUGUUCCUGUCGACGACUACAUCAAGGAUCUUCAGUCAACAUUAAAGAUGGCCAGGGACAUCGCCCAGGAACAUCUUAUGACGGCCCAGGAGCAACAAAAGACCCGAUACGACGCAACGUCGAGACCCCGAGACUUCAACGUCGGAGAUGAGGUCCUGUUUUUAACACCCAACAAGAACAACAAACUACAGAUGGACUGGACUGGACCGUGGAGGAUCGUCAGGAAGCAGAACCAUGUGAACUGUGAAAUCCUAGAUGAACGAUUGGGGAUUGAGAAACGGGUGCAUGUAAACAUGAUUAAGCCGUAUGUAAAUAGGUCGGCAAAUGUUUACUGUAUAGUAUCAGAGGAAGAUACAGGUCCUUUUUCAUUUUGGGAAGGUAAUAGGGAGAUACAUAGAAACUUGGAUAAAGUAUCCAUAAAUUCAGACUUAUCUCCAUCACAACAAAGAGAAGUUAAAGGUAUCUAUAGUGAUUGUAGGGAGGACCAUCUUAAGCAUCUUGAUUUUGUGUUGGGCAGGUUAUUAGAAGCUGGGUUAACUAUUAAAGCUUCUAAAUGCAAGUUAGGAAACCAUACGUCUAAGUAUUUGGGACAUAUUAUAGGUGGAGGGUGUAUCAGACCUGAUCCUACCAAGGUCAAAGAUAUACACCAAUGGCCAAUCCCGAAAACAAAAAAACAAAUUAGAUCAUUUCUUGGUUUGGCCGGAUAUUACCGAAAGUUCAUUCCGUCUUUCAGUAAUUUAGCUGCCCCAUUAUCAGACCUUACAAAAAAGAAACACCCAAACCAAGUAAUAUGGUCUUCCAAGUGUCAGGAAUCCAUGGACAAUUUAAAAAGGGCCCUUACUUCUGAUUCGGUUUUGAAAGCCCCAAAUUUUGAUAAUCCAUUUAUUUUAACUUGUGACGCUUCAGACACUGGACUAGGAGCAGUCCUAAGUCAAAUUGAUGAAGAUGGAGAGGAUAGGCCCAUACUAUUCCUCAGUAAGAAGUGGCAUUCUAAUGAGCUUAGCAUGUCCACAAUCGAGAAGGAAUGUUACUCGAUAAUUUGGUCCAUAAAGAAACUGAAACCAUACUUGUGGGGAAGGAAGUUUACGUUACAAACUGAUCACGCACCCCUAAGAUGGUUGGAUAAUGUAAAAGGGACCAAUAACAAAUUAUUGAGAUGGAGUUUAUCACUACAGGACUUUACAUUUGAUAUUAAACAUAUAAAGGGCAAAUGUAAUGUAGUAGCUGAUGCUCUAUCCAGAGCACCUUGAUCGGAAGACUUACAGGUUUGUAUUUAGAGUUUAAGGUAUGAUGCUAUGUUUAUGUAUAGAUAUGUAUUUGGUGUUACUCUCUAUUAUUUUUGCUUAUUCUGGGUCUAGAAAAAGCAAAAAUAAUCUUUCCGGGUUGGAAGGUAUGUAAAGAUGUCAUGAUCAUUGUGUUUUAUUCAUGAUUGCUAUGUUAGGGUUGACUGUUUAAGGUUAUAUAUUUCAGCUAUUCUUAUACAGAAGCUGGGAGCCUCUAAGGCAUGGCCAGGAAAAGGGGCGUGGCUUCACCUUGCUGGUGGAAGCCUUAGAAUUCAAAAUUUAGCAGUUGGAAUUCGGCAGUUGGAGUUUGUCGGUUGAGCAGAGCAGUUGGUUCUGUUCAGUGAGAAAGGAGGGUGAUCAAAAAAAAGAGAUUGUGGGAGGAAGUUGAGCAGCUAGAGAGUUUUAGCGGAGAAGGGCUAAAAUUAAAGUUGCUGAGCCUUUAGUAGAGAUAACUAAAGAGCUGAGGCUGCAUCCCUAAGUCAAGGAAGACUAGGGUUAACCAGUUAAACUCCCCAAUCCAAGUUUGAUCGGGUACAGGUCAACUAAGUUCAAGAAGGACAGUAUUCCUAACUGAAAGAAACAAGUAAUAUAAAGCUGAUACCAUACUAAGCUCAGUGAAACUAUUGAGAAGUCUUGCAACACUUACUGUAUAGAAGUAACAUCGUUCAACUUAAGAUAUAACAUUCUUGCAACCAUCAAGCUUUGUGCUAUAAAUAAACAAGUUACUGUUUCUUCAAAUGUUGCUUAUUAUUUGAGCAAAGCAUCUUUCAAAGGUGGUGGCAGCGACAACAUUGAAAAAUGCUUUGCUCAAAUAAUAAGCAACAUUUGAAGAAACAGUAACUUGUUUAUUUAUAGCACAAAGCUUGAUGGUUGCAAGAAUGUUAUAUCUUGAGGUGAACGAUGUUAUUUCUGUAUAGUAAGUGUUGCAAGAUUUCUCAAUAGUUUCACUGAGCUUAGUAUGGUAUCAGCUUUAUAUUACUUGUUUCUUUCAGUUAGGAAUAUUGUCCUUCUUGAACUUAGUUGAUCUGUACCCGAUCAAACUUGGACUGGGGAGCUCAACUGGUCAACCCUAGCCCUCCUUGACUUAGGGAUAUAGCCUCAGCUCUUUAGUUAUUCCUACUAAAGGCUCAGCAACCUCAAUUUUAGCCCUUCUCCGCUAAAACUCUCUAGCUGCUCAACUUCCUCCCACAAUCUCUUUUUUUCGAUCACCCUCCUUUCUCACUGAACAGAACCAACUGCUCUGCUCAACCGACAAACUCCAACUGCCGAAUUCCAACUGCUAAAUUUUGAAUUCUAAGGCUUCCACCAGCAAGGUGAAGCCACGCCCCUUUUCCUGGCCAUGCCUUAGAGGCUCCCAGCUUCUGUAUAAGAAUAGCUGAAAUAUAUAACCUUAAACAGUCAACCUAAACAUAGCAAUCAUGAAUAAAACACAAUGAUCAUGACAUCUUUACACAUAUAUUAUUAACAUUACUGUGACAACACAAAUUUGGUUGGUACACAUCACGUUUCCACAAUGGUAAACAAUAGCAAUCCCCUGGUUGACACAUCCUAAUCCUUUUAAUGCCCAAAGUUAAUCUGAUUGAUGAUCCAUCUCAAUGCUAUGGACAACCAAAACAAUUACUGCUCUUGCACUAUUAUUUGCCAUUCACACUGCCAAAGAGUCUAAAGCUAUUUCUUAAGACAGCAGAGACAGAGUUAUGCAAGUCUUUGCUGUUGAACAUCAGCAAGACAUUAAGUGAUACUUGACAUUUUCAGAAGAGCAAAAGACCAAAGUGAUCUGUUAUCAGUUCCUGACCUUUUGGGUGAUGAGGGGGAUAUAGAUUUGGAAGCUGCCCACUGAUCAAAGCAGUGGAAUUAUAGGAUGGCACAUGAUUCAGGUAUUUCUCCAUGGACUAAUUUUGUGGUUAAAAUGCCCUUGAAUUACAUUCACACCUUGAAGGGAGAAGAGUCACUUGGACAACAUCACCAUACAGCCCGAUAAACUCACAGCAACCCAGUGAUUCCAGCCAUGAAAGCCUUCAACAACACAAUCUUAGACCCCUUUUACACUGCCAUAUAAAAUCUAGAAUAUCUGCUUUGAACUGGAUUAUAUGGUAGUGUAGACUCAUAUAAUCCAAUUCAAAGCAGAUAAUGUAGAUUUUCUACUUUGAUAAUCUAGAUUAUAUGGCAGGGUAGAAGGAACCUUACUCAAGAAUCCUGCAGAAACUUGCAAAAUUCUAAGUUUGCUUGUUUGCACAAAAGCAUCAGUGCCUUGGGAGCUUCCUUAAUCCCCUAAUUUCACAGAGUUGUGGUCAGAUUUCCUGUAUGUUUGUAAUUCCUGCUGUUACAAUGAUUCAGUUUUCUGGUCAGCUUUUUUACAAUUGGGCACAGACGUGAUAGCCUGUAUACACUACUUCCAGAUUCACUUUUUUCACUAUAGUGAACAUUCUGCUUUGCUCUGGCAGGAAGCGGUUAAACUGGCAGCCUCCCGUCCCUACUCUUUACAUGAACUUUUCUAUUACAACAGGCCUUUGAGGACUUUCUGCUUAGGUGGAACUGAUCUUGUACAAUGUGCUGUAUCUUGAUUUGUUGUGUUCUUUGUGCUCUAUAUCGGAUGUGUUUUAAUUUGUUUUAAAAUUUACUUUUAAAUGGGGGUUGGACUUAAUGACCCUUGUGGUGUCUUCCAGUUCUUAUGAUUUUUCAGUCUUUUGUAUUUUAUGAUGGUAUUAAUUGUGAGGUUUUUUUAACUAUUGUAAGUUGCCUUGAGUCCUAAACUGAGGGAAAAUAAGGAUAUAACUAUAACAACUUAAGAUAUUUUUUCAUUUUUUGUUCUCAUGUUAUUGAAAUGCUUUGAAGAUUUGUGAUUUCUUUGAUGUGAGUGAUUCCUUCACUGACACAGAUUAUAGCUGUCCUACACAUAUCCUACACAUAGUUGCUAUAACCAAAUCAAGAUCUGGUGGUUGCUUGUCUGAUGCGAAGACAAAUGAAUUUUUUUUAAACCAAGAAGAAAAUGAAGUGAGACUCUGCUAACAAUAUAUAUAUAUAACUAGCUGUGGCUGGCCACGCAUUGCUGUGGCGAAGUAUGGUGGUAUGGGAAAUAAAGUAUUGAGGAAUUGCUGGUAGUUAAGGUAAAGGGUAAAGGUUUUUCCCUUACAUUAAGUUCAGUCGUGUCUGACUUUGGGGAAUUGGUGCUCAUGUCCAUUUCUAAGCUGAAGAACUGGUGUUAUUCUUAGCCUCCUCCAAGGUCAUGUGGCAUGACUGCAUGGAGCGCCGUUACCUUCCCGCUGGAGCAGUACCUAUUCAUCUACUCUCAUUUGCAUGUUUUUGAACUUUAGGGUUGGCAGAAGCUGGGGCUAACAGUGGGGGCUCUCUCUGCUCCCCCAAUUCGGUGCAGAA
Anolis carolinensis (green anole) is the source of this 5035-nucleotide messenger RNA. RefSeq lists its product as uncharacterized. The record is from RefSeq and is a predicted model, not a curated record. The transcript is spliced from 2 exons. Gene Ontology annotation, molecular function: nucleic acid binding. Lineage: Eukaryota; Metazoa; Chordata; Lepidosauria; Squamata; Anolidae. Gene Ontology annotation, biological process: DNA integration. Bases 83 to 1627 code for a protein of 514 amino acids.